Molecule: messenger RNA, 3216 nt
Organism: Westerdykella ornata
Lineage: Eukaryota; Fungi; Ascomycota; Dothideomycetes; Pleosporales; Sporormiaceae
Product: ArfGap-domain-containing protein
Exons: 7
Coding region: 1-3216 (1071 amino acids)
Biological process (GO): COPI coating of Golgi vesicle
Molecular function (GO): GTPase activator activity
Source: RefSeq, a predicted model, not a curated record
AUGGCUGUAGGCGAGAGUGUUGACCAUUGCCAAAAGCCCGAUUGUGGCUGGCUAGCUUUGCGCAAUCUUACAAUACUCAAAGACGUCCCGCAUUUGAACCCCAACCCCGAGCUGUCUGGCAUUGGUGUCACUCUCGGGUUCUCGAUAACCGCCUAUCUCUCCCUCGUCCUCCUAGUCCUGCAUUACAUCACCGUCUACGAUUUCCACCAAAAAGGUCCACACGGGAGGCAAUAUGUCAACGUGGUAGAUUGCGGCAUCUUAACGUACCUCCGGGAGCAUACGCGGUCGUGGAAACCCAGCAAACGAUUCGAAUAUGCACUCGAGAAAGCCGUGUUGAUCAUCAGCGACACAACUCUAGUAACAGGCUUAUCGUUUCUAAUAGCCGGUUAUUCACAGCUGAAUUGUGGACUGUCAGCAUACCAUUGGCAGAUGAUGGUUUAUGUUGCCUGGUUCGCGUCCUUCAGCUUUCUGGCUGCCAUGACAUUUCUGCAGGAUUAUUUCCAGGCGAAUCGGACGCUACGCGCUGUUCGAAUUAUCCUCAUGCUGGUCAUGGCCUGCAUGCUAAUUGUAGCACUCCUACCGACUGGAAGUCACAAUUGGCUGAACCUGUAUCCGGGAGGAGGGGGCUUUUAUCCAAGCCUGCCUGCCAAAUGUUUCUAUUUGCAAAUGGGGACGGAUCGGUUCAAUCCUAACGGCGGUCCAAAGAUAUGGUCCAUGGUGGUUUCGGUCUUGGUAGUAGGUUUGUCCUACCUGCAUACCAUCAUUAGACAGUUUGAUCCCACAGCCCAAUGCACUCGAAAGUGCUUCCGGUCCUGGCCAGGUUCCAUUGUAAAGCGCCUUCUCCAUGAACUUGAACGGCAUGCCUCACGCAAAGGUUUACGAUCCGCCGGCGCUAUACUGCCCUAUCUUCUGGUCUUUGCCUGCUUUGCAACCAUGCGCGCACUCUUCGACAUACUGGAAUCGAUGCUGCUGGAGAUUAUUUGGCUGGCGUUUGCUAUGUCAUGGGGUACCAUCAAGCUAUGGGCAACCCGCGCGUCUGUCAGUAAUGAUGUUGAUGGACACGACGUCGGAGCGAACCCCGAGGUUCUUGAAGAAGAUUACUGGACCUUUGGACAGACGCUGCCGCUGAUUCUAUUACUACUGCCCAUUCUAUCGAUGAUUCAGGCUUAUUACGACAAUGACGCAAAAGCAGUAGAAGAGGCCCACCGAAGACGAAUGGUGGGUGAGAAAGCUAGAGAAGAAAACACCUCGAACCACCAGGAGGGGACCACAACUCCAGGGCCGCCGGGCGGUAUGUCAUCGUCUACUGUUUCUGCUCAGCUGGCCGGAUCACCGGAAGCGGCACCAGUAGCACCCCCGUCGCCAUCCCGUCGCAGCACUGCCAUGAAUAUGCCGCAAGGCGGACAAUCGAAACGCAUCCGCCUACCACAAUAUCCAUAUGGUUCAUUCCCUUCCUAUGCUUGGUACGAGGACCUUAUAUUGCUUCUCAUCUUGCAGAUACUGCUGGUGGCUGCUUUUGCAUUAUACUUCUUGACUCUGCUGCAAAACUUCCUCGGAAUCUCCCAGCUUCUUCGUAGCCGAUUGUUUCUAAUAUGGAUUUUCGGUAUGAUCCCGCUGGGGUCGCUGAUCCAUCUCUCCGUAUGGUAUAUGGCCGCGUGGCUUGCAAGUGUUGCGGGAAUCGACUCAUGGUUACUGUCCAAGGACAGGGUUGUCGAUGGUGGACUUAAAGAACUGGACACCGGGCACCGGCGUCUACUAUUCCUAAAGCCAGGCACCAUGGCGCUCGCGACGAAGACUCAGUCGCAAAUCAUCUUUGCCAAAUUAAAGGCGAAGCCCGCGAACAAGAUAUGUUUCGAUUGCGGCGCAAAGAACCCGACGUGGUCGUCCGUUCCCUUUGGCAUUUAUCUGUGUCUCGACUGCUCGGCGAACCAUAGGAACCUGGGCGUGCACAUCUCUUUUGUGCGAUCCACGAACCUCGACAUCUGGCAAUGGGAUCAGCUUCGGAUCAUGAAGGUCGGCGGCAAUGAGAGCGCCACGAAGUACUUCCAAACACAUGGUGGCUCUGCGGCCCUGGCUAGCAAGGACCCGAAGACCAAGUACACGAGCAAUGCCGCAACCAAGUACAAAGAGGAGCUGGCAAGGCGCUGUGCAGCGGAUGCAAGGCAGUUCCCUAACGAAGUUGUAAUAACCGAUGUCCCAGAUGCCACAGGCUCGGACAGCAACACUCCCACCGGCGAGAAUGAAGAUGACUUCUUCUCGUCGUGGGACAAGCCCGCGAUCAAGCGUCCUUCAAACCCGCCUUCCCGAACAGGUACACCGCGCUCCGCAUCCCCCUUCCUGAAGCCCGAUGCGAACGGCAAUGGGACCGCACGGCCCAAGUCGCCGCUUGCUGCAGACUCCUCCAAGCCGGUGACGCCCGCCGCCAUCCCGGCCGCCAAACCUGCGAUUCGGAAAACCGCAACAGGCGCUGCUCCCAAGAAGAAUAUCCUAGGAGCGAAGAAGAAGGGUCUCGGCGCGAAAAAGGUGGUGGCAGGCGACGGUCUGGAUUUCGAGGAGGCCGAGCGCAAAGCCCGCGAAGAGGCUGAACGUAUCGAGAAGCUUGGAUAUGACCCCGACGCCGAAGCUGCCGAAGCAGCAACCGUAUCAAAAGCCGCGUCGUCCACCACCAGCGCCCCUGUCAUUUCACCUACGCCGGUUUCUCCGCCUCGAAGCGGCGGCUUCGGGUCUACUAAGCCAGAGCGAAGUAGCGCGGAAAUGGAGAGGUUGGGUAUGGGCAUCGGACGUCUUGGAUUUGGGCAGGUUGGUGCUGCGAAGAAGGCGGCGGCUCCUAAGAAGAUGGGUGGCUUCGGGAGCGUGAGCAAGUCCGCACAAGAGGACGAUAGCGAACGCUAUGCACGCGAGAAAUUUGGAUCGCAGAAGGGCAUCUCCAGUGAUGAGUUCUUCGGCCGGAAUGCCUACGACCCGCAAGCUUCGAAGGAGGCGAGGGAGAGGUUGCAGGGCUUCGAAGGCGCCUCGGCCAUCUCGUCCAAUGCCUAUUUCGGGCGCCCCGAGGACGAUGUCCCUGAAGACGAUUACGGCGACCUAGAGUCCGCCGCGAAGGACUUUGUACGUCGGUUCGGCAUCACGGCCGGUGACGACCUGGAAAACGUGACGCAGCUGCUCGGCGAAGGCGCGUCGAGGCUACAAGGCGCGAUACGGAAUUAUCUGAACUCGUAG